Mesocestoides corti is the source of this 210-nucleotide messenger RNA. The record is from the annotation of a GenBank genome assembly. Lineage: Eukaryota; Metazoa; Platyhelminthes; Cestoda; Cyclophyllidea; Mesocestoididae.
AUGUUCGUUGAGUGCACAGCGAAGGGUCUGUGCGGCUUCUUCGAGGAGCACAAGAACUUCUGGCUGCGCGUGAUGCCGAGUUCCAUGGACGAGCACAUGUUCGGCAUGGUGAUGGGCCAGGUGAUCAAGGUGCGUCAGAGUCAGGACUCCGUCGGCAAGUGCAUCGUCUGCAUGCGCACCCAACCGCUCGUCAACUACAUUGGUGUCUAA